Ziziphus jujuba (common jujube) is the source of this 1154-nucleotide messenger RNA. RefSeq names its product NAC domain-containing protein 83. The coding region runs from base 152 to 928 and encodes 258 amino acids. Gene Ontology annotation, biological process: regulation of DNA-templated transcription. Gene Ontology annotation, molecular function: DNA binding. The transcript has 3 exons. NCBI's taxonomy places the organism in Eukaryota, Viridiplantae, Streptophyta, Magnoliopsida, Rosales, Rhamnaceae. The record is from RefSeq and is a predicted model, not a curated record.
AUCUUUCCUCGUCCGAGUUGACAGAGGUUCUCUCUCUCCCCGCCCUCUCUCUCUCUCUCUCUCUCUCUCAAUAUAUAUAUAUAUAUAUAUAUACACACCUACCAAAUUCAAGCGUAUAUAUACACACAUAUAUAUUAUAUAAGUGGUAUAUAUGGAGAAAUUUAACUUCCUAAGAGACGGAGUUAUAAGAUUGCCUCCUGGUUUUCGUUUCCAGCCAACGGAUGAAGAAAUUAUAUUUCAAUACUUAAGACGCAAGGUCUUUUGCUGCCCUCUUCCUGCUUGUAUUAUUCCUGAGAUCAAUGUCUGCAAAUAUGACCCUUGGGAUUUGCCAGGUGAUUUGGGACAGGAAAGGUACUUCUUCAGCAACAAGGAAGCAAAAUAUCGAAAUGGGAAGAGAACCAACAGAACCACAAAUUCUGGGUAUUGGAAAGCAACUGGUUCUGAUAAAAGAUUUGUUUCUUCAAGAAUGAAUCAUAUUGUGGGAUUGAAAAAAACUCUCGUUUUCCACAGAGGAAAGCCUCCUCAUGGUUCAAGAACUGAGUGGGUCAUGCAUGAAUAUUCACUUAUUGAUGCUGCAGGAUCUAAAACUUGCACCAAAACUAUGGAAAUGCAUGCCCAGAAUUCCCUGAACCAAACAGAAAAUUGGGUUCUGUGUCGAAUAUUUAUGAGGAAAAGAAAUGCAAAGGAUGGAGAGGAAAUUACUCAUGAAAACAAUUUCAAGGACUACAACAAAGCUGGACAAGUUGGGGUUGAGCAGCCAAGAUUAUUAAUAUCUAACUUUGUGAUGGGUUGCAAGAAUAAUGGUCAUUUGGGUCCCGAUCAAAUUUCUUGUUCUUCAUCUUCUUCUAGUUCUAGUAGUAUAACUGAGAUUAGUGAAGUGUCUUCAAGUGAAGCAGAUUGUCAUGAAGAAAGCAGUACCAAUUUUUGAAAUAUUAUUUUCUGCUUAAAUGGGACAACAAUAAAGCAAAGCAACUUCUCUCUUUGGUUAAAGAUGUUCAUGUCUUGUCUCUAAGACCAACAUGUCUGCUAAAGGAAUUAAAAUAAAUAUUAUUGAAUUAAGAAAAUGAAUCCUCCACAAACUAUAUUAUUAAGCAAAUACAAAGAUCAUUAGUGAAUGUAAGUGAUGGAUUUUCAGUAAAUUUACUUUUGGAGAA